AUGGCGUCGAGUUCGAGCCGACGGCCCCAAAUCUUCGUGCACUUCGAGUUUGGGGUCUCGUUUUCACCUAGGCAUGCUCCCAACCAGCACUCCGUCACUUACACCUCUCGCGGCUUCCGCGAUCGAGCUCAGCAGUUUCCGAGACAAGUCCCGCCGCCGAAUACAAAUUAUCUGGCAGAACCCACUUAUAUAACACGUCAAACGACGCGCCCUUUACCACCCGUCCAGGGUGACUAUCAACCUCAGCCCCAGCCAGGGCCGCUACAAUACGAUCCCACCAGGAAGCCUCGACAGGACAGCCGAUCGGCUUCAUCGCACGAGAGAGGUAGCUCUGCUCCCCCGCCCUGGAACGACAGUCCGUGGGACGCCGAGCCCGAUGCCCUGGGCAGUUCGGCCUUACCACGUCAAAGACCACGCCCCAGCGAUGCCCCCGAUUACUGGAAGGCAUUGCCUGAAGUUCCCUCGCGCUUCAGGCUGGGGGAAGACGGGAUGCCUUGGUCGGCAUCAGCAUGGCCGCGCGAGUUUGGCAUGCCGGACGGUUCCGAAGUCGACGACUAUUCUUCCGACCUGUCGAUGAAAUUUCGUGACGUCUCUCUGACAGACGCCGCACCAGACUCCAGGGACGUGGAUGAUCCAGGACGGAGAAAAGAGCUGGAGGCGCUGUCCGCGGCAAUGAUGACGGUGGACAAUGGGUUUGAGAACCAGUGGUGGUACCAAGGGGAGCGGCAACUGACAUGUCCGCUGCCCACGUCCAUCAUGGCAUAUGCUACCACCUCGGCGACUGGGGAAGCCGUACAGCGAACGCCCGUGCACCAGCCCAGUUACGACAGCAGGGAGUCCAUGGGAUGGGCUACCUUCCAGGACGACCCUCACGCCAGCAUGGUGAGCGCCACGGUUUAUGAUCCCAGUCUUUUGGUCUCGCCCUUGUCCGAGUAUGCAAGCCCGCGCAUCCAUCGCUCGAUGACGACGAGGUCGGAGGAGCUGAGACUGCACAGUUGA
Molecule: messenger RNA, 999 nt
Organism: Colletotrichum graminicola M1.001
Lineage: Eukaryota; Fungi; Ascomycota; Sordariomycetes; Glomerellales; Glomerellaceae
Exons: 1
Coding region: 1-999 (332 amino acids)
Source: RefSeq, a predicted model, not a curated record